Molecule: messenger RNA, 1173 nt
Organism: Kazachstania africana CBS 2517
Lineage: Eukaryota; Fungi; Ascomycota; Saccharomycetes; Saccharomycetales; Saccharomycetaceae
Gene: EBP2
Product: Ebp2p
Exons: 1
Coding region: 1-1173 (390 amino acids)
Biological process (GO): ribosomal large subunit biogenesis; rRNA processing
Cellular component (GO): nucleolus; nuclear periphery; preribosome, large subunit precursor
Source: RefSeq, a predicted model, not a curated record
AUGGCUAAAGGACCUAAGUUAAUGCAGCUCUUGGCCGAUCAAAAGGCUAAGGAAAAGUUUGAAAAGGAAGAAGAGCUUAAAAAUGGCAAGAAAGCAGCUAAGUUAGUGAAACAAGAAGCUGCCGUUGUCUCUAAGGAAGACUUGGAACAGAAGGAAAAGGCCCAAGCUAAGGCAGCUGAACAGCAGGAUGCUGAAGAAUAUAAGAGUGAAGCCCUUUCGAAGAAGGAAAAGAGAAAGUUGAAGAAAGCCAUGAAACAGAUGGACAAAGAAGAUGAUGAUGAGGAAGAAGAGAAAGAGAAAGAACUCGACUUUGAUAAAUUAGCAAAGAGUGACUCAGAAUCCGAAGACGAAAGUGAAGUUGAGGAGGAAAAAGAAGAAGAAGAAGAAGAAGAAGAAGAAGAGGAGGAGGAAGAUGUUCCAUUAUCAGAAGUUGAAUUUGACUCUGAUGCAGAUGUUGUCCCACAUCACAAAUUGACAGUAAAUAACACAAAGGCCUUGAAACAUGCUUUGACCAGAGUACAGCUACCAUGGGGGAAGCACUCUUUCCAAGAGCACCAAAGUGUUACUUCUAAGGUGGAAGCCGAUGCCAGUAUUAAAGAUAUCUACGAUGACACUGAAAGAGAGUUAGCUUUCUAUAAGCAAUCUCUUGACGCUGUAUCAGAAGCCCGUGAUCACUUAAGGAGAUUAAAAGUACCAUUUUUAAGGCCAUUAGAUUAUUUUGCUGAAAUGGUAAAGAGUGAUGAACAUAUGGAUAAAUUAAAAGGUAAGUUAGUCAGAGAGGCUAGUGAAAAGAAGGCUAGAGAAGAAGCUAGAAAGCAAAGGCAAUUAAAGAAAUUUGGUAAACAAGUCCAAGUUGCUACUUUACAGAAGCGUCAACUAGAAAAGAAGGAAACUCUAGAUAAAAUCAAGAAUUUGAAGAAGAAGAGAAAACAAAGUGAAAUUUCAACCGAUGAUUUCGAUAUUGGUGUUGAAGAAGCCAUUGAUGAACCAAGAUACGGUAAGCCAAGUGCUAAAAGAGCUGCCAAGAACGCAAAAUACGGUAAAGGUGGUAUGAAGAGGUUUAAGAGAAAGAAUGAUGCAGACUCUUCUGCCGACGUCUCUGGUUUUUCACAAAGAAAGAUGAAAGGUAAGCCAUCUAGACCAGGUAAGCAUAGACGUGCUAAGAGAUUUUGA